Molecule: messenger RNA, 4545 nt
Organism: Xyrauchen texanus (razorback sucker)
Lineage: Eukaryota; Metazoa; Chordata; Actinopteri; Cypriniformes; Catostomidae
Product: elongation factor-like GTPase 1
Exons: 20
Coding region: 24-3395 (1123 amino acids)
Biological process (GO): cytosolic ribosome assembly
Cellular component (GO): cytosol; ribonucleoprotein complex
Molecular function (GO): ribosome binding; GTPase activity; GTP binding
Source: RefSeq, a predicted model, not a curated record
GUCUGCGGAAGCAUAAACUCAAAAUGGGACACACAAUUUUGGAGAAGAUAAUUGCACUGCAGAAGAAAACGUCAAACAUUAGGAAUCUGUGUAUUCUUGCUCAUGUAGAUCAUGGGAAGACAACAUUAGCAGAUUGCCUGGUUGCGAAUAAUGGCAUUAUAUCCAGUCGUUUAGCAGGAAAGCUGAGAUACCUGGACAGCAGGGAAGAUGAGCAGAUUAGAGGAAUCACUAUGAAAUCCAGUGGUAUUUCAUUACAUUACUCAACAGGUGGAAACGAGUACCUCAUUAACCUUAUAGACUCUCCCGGUCAUGUGGAUUUCUCCUCUGAGGUUUCCACUGCCGUCAGACUGUGUGAUGGAGCUAUUGUAGUUGUUGAUGCAGUCGAGGGAGUUUGUCCACAGACACAGGUUGUUUUACGACAAGCUUGGCUAGAGAAUAUCCGUCCUGUGCUCGUCAUCAACAAAAUUGACCGGCUGAUUGUGGAGCUGAAACUCACUUCUCAAGAAGCGUACACACAUCUGCAGAAAAUACUAGAGCAGGUGAACGCAGUCACAGGUGCUCUGUUUACCUCUAAAGUUCUGGAGGAGCGAGCUGAGAAGGAUGCAGGUGCUACAAGCAGCUGUACAGAGCACAGCAGUGGGGAUCAGGUAUAUGAUUGGAGCGCAGGUUUGGAGGAAACAGAUGACUCUGACCUCUACUUCAGCCCUGACCAGGGCAAUGUGGUGUUUGCCAGCGCUAUAGACGGCUGGGGUUUCAGAAUCCAUCAGUUUGCUGAGAUGUACAGUCAGAAGAUGGGCAUCCGUUCCUCUGUAUUGCUAAAGACACUAUGGGGAGAUUUCUACAUCAAUACCAAAGCAAAAAAAAUAAUGAAAGGAGCUCAGGCCAAAGGAAAGAAGCCGCUUUUUGUGCAGCUUGUCCUGGAUAAUAUCUGGAAUUUGUAUGAUGCUGUAGUCACUAGAAGGGACAAAGAAAAAGUGGAGAAGAUGGUAACCUCUUUGGGCUUAAAGGUCAUGUCUCGUGACCUGAGACACUCAGAUCCCAGAGUUGUCCUCAGUGCUAUCUGCAGCCAGUGGCUUCCUGUAUCUCAAGCUGUACUCUCAAUGGUGUGUGAAAAGUUGCCCAGCCCAGCCGAGAUCGUGGCUGAGAGAGUGGAAAAACUGAUGAGCGUGGGAGCCCGCAGAUUUGACUCUCUUCCCGAGAAGACACAAGAGCUAAAAAAAGCAUUUCUAGAUUGUUCGGCUGAUGAGAUGGCACCAGUAAUUGUCUUUGUGUCAAAGAUGUUUGCCGUGGACUCCAAAGCUCUUCCACAGAACAAAAAGAGGCCAUUGACACAGGAGGAGAUUGCCCAGAGAAGGGAACUGGCCAGGCAGCGGCACAGCGAGAGACAAGCAGCCAAUCAGAUCACAGAAACCUCUGUGUCAGCGGAUGCUGGAGGGACUUCUAUCCUAGCAGCCCCAGCCACCAGUAGUGACACAGAUGCUCUGUGUGCACAGACGGAGGAUCUUUCGGUCAAAACAGCAGUCGAGGAGGAAGGCAAAGAGCAUUUUGUGGCCUUUGCACGGGUCUACAGUGGUGUCAUUAGAAAAGGCCAAAAGGUGUUUGUGCUCGGACCCAAAUAUGACCCAUCGAUUGCGCUCAGAAUGCUGUCUGAGGGUUGUUCAGCAACUGAUGCUUUGCCCACCAUCCCCCACAUGGCCUGCUGUACGGUGGACAGUCUUUACCUACUGAUGGGCCGUGAGCUGGAAGAAUUGGAUGAAGUUCCCUCAGGAAAUGUUCUCGGUAUUGGUGGAAUGGAGGAAUUCAUUCUCAAGUCAGCAACCAUCUCUACGUCUCCUGCCUGCCCGCCCUUCACGCCACUCAACUUUGAAGCCACACCCAUUGUCAGAGUAGCAGUUGAGCCCAAGCAUCCAAGUGAUAUGCCGAAGCUGGUGCGAGGUAUGAGGCUGUUGAACCAGGCAGACCCAUGUGCAGAGGUGUUGAUUCAGGAAACAGGUGAACAUGUUCUGGUCACUGCAGGGGAAAUGCACCUACAACGCUGCCUUGAUGACUUGAGAGAAAGGUUUGCUAAAAUUGAGAUCAGUGCUUCCAAACCAAUCAUACCAUUCCGUGAGACUGUGGUCCGACCACCCACAUUAGACAUGGUGAACGAGGAGCUUGGUAAGCAACAGAAGGUUGCUGUGAUUCACCAGGUAAAGGAGGAACAAACCAAGAACCCUGAAGGCGUCCAGGUGGAUUCCACCGGUCUGGUCAUGCUCACCACCCCUAACAAGAUGGCCACGGUUGGGGUGCGGGCUAUCCCUCUUCCAGAGGAUGUCACCCGCCUUCUGGAGGACAACGUAGAGCUAAUUCGUACAAUGGUGCAGUUAAGCCUGUUUGCCUGGGAGGGCAAGACUCUGGACAUCAACCAGAAAAUUGUGGAGAACAUUCAGGACUUUAAGGUUAAGUUGGAGAGCCACCUGCAAGGCCACAAAUGGAGGGGCGCAGUGGAGCGUAUCUGGGCAUUUGGCCCUCGUCGCUGUGGGCCAAAUGUUCUUCUCAACAACAUUGAGGGCUACCAAAGACCUUCUGUGUGGCAAUGUCUGAAAUGCGUGAAGGAGAAAGAGAAAUCCGAGGCCACCACAAUUAGAGACUUGGACAACAGCAUUGUAAGUGGCUUCCAGUUGGCCACACUCUCUGGCCCAAUGUGUGAAGAACCUUUGAUGGGUGUCUGCUUCUCGGUAGAGACCUGGGACAUGAAGUUAUCUAUACCUCUUUCUCAAUGUGCAGAGACAAGUAAUGACAACCAAAGUUUAAGUUCUGAACUUCAAGAUGUGCACGAGACAGACAUGUCAACCACAUGCUCUAACCGAAGCAGGAGCAGAGUAGAAGCCAUGGGGAGUUCAGUGGACUGUUACGGGCCAUACUCAGGCCAACUCAUUGCUUCUGUGAAAGAGGCCUGCCGAUAUGCCUUCCAAGCCAAGCCUCAACGGCUAAUGGCUGCUAUGUACACCUGCGAGAUCAUGGCCACUGCCGAGGUCCUAGGUCGUAUGUAUGGUGUUUUAUCGAAGCGGGAAGGACGAGUCCUACAUGAAGAGAUGAAAGAAGGGACAGAUAUGUUCAUCAUUAAAGCGGUACUUCCUGUUGCUGAGAGCUUCGGAUUCGCUGACGAAAUCAGGAAGAGGACCAGCGGCCUGGCCUGCCCACAACUUGUGUUCAGCCACUGGGAGGUUAUCUCCAGUGAUCCUUUCUGGGUGCCCACUACUGAGGAGGAGUACUUGCACUUUGGAGAAAAAGCAGACUCUGCCAAUCAGGCUCUGAAAUAUAUGAACGCCGUACGCAGACGCAAAGGCCUCUAUGUCGAAGAGAAGAUAGUAGAACAUGCGGAAAAACAACGAACUCUCGGCAAGAAUAAAUGAACCUUCCAUCUCCUAACUCACUCGGUCUUCAGUAAAGAAACACGAGCAGAACAAGUUUUGGUGUAUACCGUUCGCAACAUCAUUCUUACAUGCAUUUUUGCAUUGUUGUAAACUGCCUCAAUAGUUCACUAUGAUGAUUUGCAUGUAUUGUGAAUAGUUUACACAGAAAUAAGUGGCACAGUGAUAUGUUUAGUGCCACUCACAGCCUGACAUAUAAGCAACCACUCCUUUAAAAUAUGCUUGAUAUAAUAUUAAUGUCUCUAAUGACCAACCUUAAGGACUGAGAGUGCCAGGGUAGUGAUUCAGUAAUUAUGGUCCGAAAUUGAAGUUGAAUUCAUAACAAUCCACAGUUUGGAUCGUACACAUACAUUUCAUAUUGCAAAUUCAUAGAAAACUUGUUGAACACCUCAUAACCUAAUAUCAGUUUAAAGCCAUUGCUGAAGCACUCAAGUGCACAUGGUGAGCUCAUUUUGAAUUACAACUGAAAAUAAUGUAUUUAGUCUUUAUUCAUCAUCACUAUAUUGUAAAAAUGUGCAACACUUGCACUACACUCUUUAACCUAAUGCUGUUCAUUUUAUUCAAUAAUUGCAGCGAAUUACACAAUUAUUUGAGACAUUUUUGUGAAUUUGGACUGGAUUGAAGGAUUUUGUGAUUUCUUCUUGUGGAAGAUCUUUGCAGAGUUAUUUGAGUUAGUUUUCCCCUCUUCACAUGUUCCUAAACCAUUCUUUUUUCAGUUUAUUUAAAGCUAGAUUAAACCUUACAAAUAAAGGGACAUGCUCCUGAAUCAUGGCAUAUCUCCUUACGUGUUUGGGAUCUUGUUCAGGGGUCUGGAUUUGCAUAAUUUAAGAGUCCUCUUUAAAUAAACUUUCAAUUAUUUUGAAGCAAAGCAGCCUUGAAAUGAAUACAUCUAUCUCUCCCCUUUGGUUUACAAAUGUUUAAAUCCUUAACUUAUGUUGUGUGGAACACAAAUUCAAUGGCAUUGGGAGAAUUAUUUUAAUUCUUUAAUAAAAAAGAUAAAAUAUCUUGCAAGGAGCUCCCAGAAUACUGCAGACUGCAGAAUAUUAGACAUGUUUUUCCUUCGUUCUAUGAUGUUAAAAUGAAACCAAAUCUACAAAAAGUGUAGAUUUACUACCAAGAAAUUGGAAAUAAA